GUGCGAGAGGCGGGGUUUGUAGAGGAAAAUGGCGGCCGUUCGGGGUUUAUACAUAACAGCUGCGGCUCUGAGAGCGGUCACCCCCUGGCAAAGGGGCAGGCUCCUCGCGGCCUCUCGCGGACCUUGGGCUCUUCGGGAAAUGUCGUCCUCCAACCCUGAAGCUGGCGAAGGGCAGAUCCACCUUACCGACAGCUGCGUCCAGAGGCUUCUGGAAAUCACCGAAGGGUCAGAAUUCCUCAGACUGGAGGUGGAGGGAGGAGGAUGCUCCGGAUUCCAAUACAAAUUUUCACUGGAUACAGUUAUCAACCCCGACGACAGGGUAUUUGAACAGGGUGGGGCAAGAGUGGUGGUUGAUUCUGAUAGCUUGGCCUUCGUGAAAGGGGCCCAGGUGGACUUCAGUCAAGAACUGAUCCGAAGCUCAUUUCAAGUGUUGAACAAUCCUCAAGCGCAGCAAGGCUGCUCCUGUGGGUCAUCCUUCUCUGUUAAACUUUGACGUGAUAGCAGGUGACCCAGAGAUUGCUCUCAUUUGUACCAAUUUGAAGAACCUGGGAUUUGAAGAAUUCUAGAGGUUUCCUUCCAAUCAUGUUCUUUUUUCCAUUUUAUUUCUCUCAGUCCAGGAGUGCCGUAUUUUGCCACUAUUUAUUUUCAGAAUAUGAAGCUUUUAGUCUUGAUUUAAUUUCUCCAAUUGUAAGGCCAAGCCUCUAGAUGCUGAGACUUAGACUUAUUAACUGGUUGAAACCCAGUAUAAUCUGUAGAGCCUCCAGGGUUCCAGAAUUUGGAGUUACUUCUCUGGCCUUCAGAGCUGUUUGUAUAUAUGUGUAUAAUUAUGUAUAAAAGCUUCAUUUUAAAGAAAGUCCUGAUUUACUUGUUUUAUGGAUCAGGGUCACAGAUUGGGUAGCUUUUGAACACUGAUUACUAGACCAGAGAGGAUGAGAAAGGCAAAUGAAAUGUUCUUUUUUUCAUCUCACCCUUCCUGAGUGUGCUAGUUGACUUACCCUUAUUUUCUCUGCAGCCCAUUAUCUACUUCCCACUUGUUAUAGCAAACAUGUUUUCUUCUCAUACUCAUGAAUCUGCCAGAUUCACAAAACCAAUAGCUCCAUCACCCAGAAAACUUGGACCUGAAUCUUACUGAUACUUGAAUCAUUUGAGAAAUAGCCUCAAUAUUCCAUAUUCACACAGACAUUUCAAGAUUCUGUGAUCAUUUAAUGAUUUAAUCUGUUUAGGGUAUGUUGCUCCCCUUACCUUAUAGUGUAAAAUGCCUAUGGUCUCACCGCAUAGCAAGUUGUUGAUAGAGAUGAUAGAUACUUUGGGAUUUUUUUUUUUUUUUUUAAGUUUGGACUACCAGAUAAAAUACAGGAUGCCCAUUUAAUUUUUUUUUUUUUUUUUUUUUUUUUAGGGCCUCAGCCGUGGCAUAUGGAGGUUCCUAGGCAAGGGUCAAAUUGGAGCUGUAGCUGCUGGCCACAGCCACAGCAACUCGGGAUCCGAGCCACAUCUGCAACCUACACUGCAGCACAUAGCAAUGACAGAGCCUUAACCCAAUGAGCGAGGUCAGGGAUCGAACCUGCAUCCUCAUGGAUACUAGUCGGGUUCGUUAUUGAUCAGCCACAACAGGAACUUCCCACUUAAAUGUGAAUUUCAGAUAUACAGCAAAUAAUUUUUAGUAGAAGUGUGUCCCAGUGAAAACUAAAAAAUAUUUGCUGUUUAUCUGAAAUUCAUAUUUAACAGGGUAUCUAUUUUCAUUUUCUUAACUUGGUAACUUUAGAGUCACUGAAAGAAGAGCUUUUUAGCCACAAAUUCCAAUGAAUUUUAAGGUACUUGUUUAGGUAUAGCACUUAAAUAGGCUAAAGCGCUAGAAAUAGUCCUGGUGUGUAUGUGACAGUGCUUGGAGCAGCCAGCACGCAUGGACAGACAGCUAAAAAAAGAUAAAACCACCACCACCAUGACAUGAUUAAUGAAUGCUGAUGUUGGGGAAGCCACAACCAAGUUGAUUCUGCAAGAAUUCUUGGUUUUUUCCUCAAGAGCCUAAAAGGUCCUAUCAGCAAGUCUUGCAUUUCUGGACUAGCUUGAAACAUUUCUAUACUGGAUUGGAAUUAAGGGGGUUCAGUGUAAGAAUUCACCAUCCAGAACACAGAAAUACAGAGUUUUGAGACAAUGUAUCUGAGAUAGAACCUUACAUACUUAACAUUUUCAGCAUGGGAAAACCUAAGACUUAGAGAAAAAAACCCAUGGUGUGUGCAGCAUGUACAAAAAAGGAAAGAAGGGGAUGCUCAGAAACAGCAAGGGUUUUUUUUAAGCAGAUUUCCAUGGAAGGAGGCAGAAAGCAGCAUAUGGUGGAAGUGUCUGUGUGACUUUACUGAGCCAUUGAAAGUUGCUGCCAACACCUGCUCAGAGUGAGACCUUUCAUCUUCCUUAAAAAGAUUUUUUUUGUUGUUGUGUAUGAAGUGUUAAACCUGUUCUUCCGGGAUAUUUUUGUGUUUAUUUUUUUAAUUGAUUUGGAGAUUUUAGCACAAACGUAAUAGUUUUAGUGGCUCAAUAAACAUUAAAUUCCAAUUAGGCAGGAGGAGGGCCUCCUCAAACGCCUAUGUGUAAGGACCUCCUAUUAAUGGAAGAAUUGGACGCUUGUGUUUAGAAAGGGUGGCUUUGGGAAAAAUCAUCUUACUUCAUCAGACUGAGAAAGCUUCAUAGGGAAACCUGAGGUGGUGACAAGAGGUCUCUGUUGGAGGAAGGUGCUGUAGAAGUUUCAAGAACACAGGGCAUAGGGGGAUCAUAGCACCAAGGGGACAGCGGGCAAUUGGCUUGGAAUAAACAGGAGCUGUGGUAAAAUAGGCUUAGGAUCUUCUGCAGGCCUUUCUGACCAGGGCCUUCUCCCUGGCGGGCCAUGAAAGCCAGCAGACCUUUUCACAAAGUUUCCUCACUGCAUUUCAUUUAGGAAAACAUUAUAUUCUUCCUGUAUCAAUUAGAGGAUUUUUUUUUUUUUUUUUUUUUUUUGCCUCUCCAUUGCUUUGAGGAGAAGUUAGCAAGACGCUACUUACUGCAGACUUGGUUUUAUUUAACUUUAUAAGCUAGUGACUGCCUGGGGCAGCCAGCCCCACCUUGGCUGUAGCCAGACUUAAUUGUGCAAGACCUGCUCAAAAGCGGGGGCCUCUUGGUCAACAUCCAGAGCUUUCCUUGUGCAAUCAUGUUCUUUAGGCACGUGAUUGGUAGUGACCAGUGGAAUAUAAACUAUAGGUGUCACACCCGCCCUUAGUUCUUUGUGCGGGAAUGUGACCUCUUCCAAGGAAUUAGGAGAAAAGAGGUUGAGAAGUGAGAGAGGAAAGGACCACUAAAGUGGGUGUCCUGCCUCUGUCUUCUGGGAAUUGAGCCCCAUUCUUUUGGUCUUGUUACAAAGCGUGAGCAGUGACACUUGGCAGGAGUGUCCUCUGCAGAGAAGCGGGCCCGGCUGAUCAUCACGGUGUGGCCCUCCUGGGAACUCUGGCCCUGGACUGAAGUUUGCUGUUUUUUGGGUUUUUUUUUUGUCUUUUUGCCAUUUCUUGGGCCGCUCUCGCGGCAUAUGGAGGUUCCCAGGUAGGGGUCGAAUCGGAGCUGUAGCCGCCGGCCUACGCCAGAGCCACAGCAACGCGGGAUCCAAGCCGCGUCUGCAACCUACACCGCAGCUCAUGUCAACGUUGGAUCGUUAAACUGAGCAAGGCCAGGGAUCGAACCCGCAACCUCAUGGUUCCUAGUCGGAUUCGUUAACCACUGAGCCACGACGAGAACUCUAAGUUUGCUGCUUAAAGGAAGUAGUUUGAGAAUAAUUAUCAUCUGUCUUUAACUGGAAAAUAUAGUCAGACAAAUAUAUAAAGGGAGUGUCUAAGCAGUCCAUGUCCAGCAGCUGUAUUUAAAAAUAUUUUAUUUUUUUGAAUAGAUAAUACAUAUGGUACAAAAUUCAAAGAGACACAAAAGGGAAUACAAUGGGAAGUCUCCCAGUCCUGUGCCCAUCCACCGUGUCACUCUCCCCACAAGCUACUACUGUUCCUAAGAUUUUACCCCACAUGCAUAAUCCCAUAGGUACCAUGUGAAAUAUGCCCAAGGGUAUUCGUUACAGCAUUAUUUAUAAUAGCAAAAGGUAGGAAACAAUGGAAAUAUCCAUCAGUGGGACUGAUUAAAUAAAUUAUGAUUUAUCCAUUCAGUGGAGAAGUAUACGGUCGUAAAUUAGAACCAGACAGCCCUUUAUGUGCAAGUGUGUAUUAAGUCAAAAAAGCAAAGUGCAGAAGAGCAUGCGUAGUAUGCUCUUUGUAUUUCUAUAUGUUUGGAAGUAUGUGUGUACGUAUGAAACAUCUCUGCAAGGGUGAGCAGGAGGGCACGGGGCAGGAGGAGGGGCAGUGCCAGUGGGGUAUCUCGAGGAAAGGCAAGUCCUUUGGCUGUGUGCUGUGCGGUGGAGUGCCAAGGAUGAGGUGAGCAGAUCCAAUUCUUUUCCCUCUUUGUUUAGACAAAUAGCAAUAGCAGCACAUGUUACACUUUGUUGUACAGCCUUCCUUUUCCCCUUAAUCCAUUUUGGACAUCUUAUCCAGGCAUUUAGGGCCACUUUUUUUUUUUUUUCUUUCUUUCAGGACUCCAUAGCAAUGAAUUGUUUCUCACCUUUUGCUAUUACAAAUAAUGCUAUAAUAACCUCUUACAUAUGUCAUUUUACCUUUGGUGAGACUCUACCUGAAGGUUACAUUUAAAUUCCUGAGGUGGAAUUACUGAUUUAAAGAGGAAGUGCUUUUAUAAUUUCGAAAGAUGUUGCCGUAUUAUCCACUUUAGAAGUUGUGUCAGUAUACACUCCUGUCAGCUACAUAUGUGUAUCUCUUUCCCCAGAUGCUUGCCGACUAAGAGUUUUAACAAACUUAAAUCUUUGCCAGCUUGACAUAUUAAAGAGUGUCUCGAUGUAGUUUAACUUGCAUUUCUUUUUAUUAUGAAUAAAGGUCAGAAUAUUUUCAUACAUUAAAGAA
Molecule: messenger RNA, 4970 nt
Organism: Sus scrofa (pig)
Lineage: Eukaryota; Metazoa; Chordata; Mammalia; Artiodactyla; Suidae
Gene: ISCA2
Product: iron-sulfur cluster assembly 2
Biological process (GO): iron-sulfur cluster assembly
Cellular component (GO): mitochondrion
Molecular function (GO): 2 iron, 2 sulfur cluster binding; 4 iron, 4 sulfur cluster binding; iron ion binding
Source: RefSeq, a predicted model, not a curated record